AUGACAACCCCAGUCCCUUCUAACAAAAAAUCAUUCUCCAUCUCUCAAAUCAAAGCAUACAUCCCUAUUACCCUUGACAUGACCAAACUUAACUAUCAAGCUUGGCGAGAACUCUUUGAAACCCACUGCACGUGUUUUGGCGUUCUUGGUCACCUUGACGGCACAUCUUCUUCAACUCCGGAAACUGCUAGAACAUGGAAAGAACAUGAUGGAUUGGUUAAGAUGUGGAUAUAUGGUACCAUAUUUGAGUCUAUCCUUGACACGGUGCUCAAAACAAAGGCCUCUGCUCGCGAGUUGUGGCUCUCCAUUGAAGGUAUGUUCCGAGACAACAAAGAGGCUCGUGCACUCGAACUUAAAAACAAGCUUCGUACCAUCGUCAUCAGUGAUCUCACCGUUCACACCUAUUGUCAGAAACUUAAAACGAUCUCCGAUCUCCUUGCUAAUCUUCACUCCCCUGUCUCCGACCAAGCUCUGGUUCUGCAUCUUCUCAACGGUCUGUCUGACAAGUUAGAUAACAUUCUCAAUGUUAUCAAACACAAAUCACCAUUCCCCACCUUUCUUGAGGCUCGCUCAAUCUUAACCAUGGAAGAAAAGCGGCUCUCCAAACAGACUCCCUCCACGCUCGUCACCAACAACAAUGCCUCCACACCGUCUCUCCUCCUCACGACCUCUGAUCAACAACAUCAACAUCACCCACCCAGCUCCAACACCAACUUCGGUUCCAACAACACCGGCUACGGCGGCUACGGCUCCAACAACACCGGCUAUAACAAUCGAGGCCGCAGGCGUGGUCACGGCGGCAGAAACAACCGGGGACGUGGUCGAUCCGACACCAACUGGCCACCUUUGUACUACUCUCCGCCAUGGCAGAUUGGAGGUUCCCCUUGGCCAUCGUCGUAUUUCCCUCCAACCACGAUGAUGUACUCUAACCCUAACCACUGUAUGGGCUCACAUCAACAAGUUCAGGCCCAUAACAACAAUGCUUUACAACCAAGUCUUCUUGGACCUGCUCCUUCACGGCCAAAUCACGAAGCUCAUCUGCUCCAUGUUGUUCCAUCUUCAUCGUCCUCUUCGUUCCUUCCCACCAACAUCACUCAUGCUUUCAACACCAUGUCACUUGUAGACCCAUACAAUUCUCCUUGGAUUAUGGACUCCGGAGCUACAAAUCACAUAACAUCGAAUCUAGGUACUCUUCGUUCAACGUUUAAUUCGAGCUCUUUACCUUCAAUAACUGUCAGAAACGGAUCACUUGCACCUGUCACGACAAUUAGUCAUGGCAUUGUUCCCUCUUAUUCUCGUAAUUUUCAUCUUCGUAAUGUCCUUGUUUGUCCUUCCAUUAUCAAGAACCUCAUCUCUGUUAGAAAAUUUGUUACUGAUAAUUUUUCCUCACUUGAAUUUGAUCCUUUUGGUUUCACUGUUAAGGAUCUACCUACUCGGACCCCUCUCCUCCGAUGUAACAGUUCAGGACCCCUAUAUUCUUUCACUCCGUCUUCUCAAGUUUCUCAUCCGAAGGAUUUCACCGUUUCUGAUUCGACUUCUCUCUUUGGCAUCACAGACUUGGUCACCCCAACGACCAAAUUCUUCGACAAAUUCUUUCUUCUCUUUCUAUUUCUUGCAAUAAGACUGACUUGA
Molecule: messenger RNA, 1632 nt
Organism: Camelina sativa (false flax)
Lineage: Eukaryota; Viridiplantae; Streptophyta; Magnoliopsida; Brassicales; Brassicaceae
Source: RefSeq, a predicted model, not a curated record